CUCCUGAGAAGACAUGGCCCAAUCAUUGCUGGCAUGUAUCCAAGGCUUGAGCGUUGGUAUAGGUGGCUUCGCAAAAGCCAAGCAGGCAAGGAGAAAGGCACGUUCAGAUGGCGGGGACGAAAUGCCACCACGGUCAAAGAGCUCAACCCAAAGACUAUGGCUUCGGGACUUGACGAUUAUCCUAGAGCAAGCCAUCCUUCGAAGGAGGAAUACCAUCUUGAUCUUCGUUGUUGGAUGGCUCUUGGCAGCCGUGUAAUGAAUCGCCUAGCUCACCUUUAUGAAGAAGGCAAGAAUAAGAACAAAUAUACUGCGGAAGCUUCACUUCUAGCGGAUUUUGAAGAUCUCUUGCGUCUUCACUGGAGUAGCGAUAAAAAUGCUUUCUUCGACUUUGGACGUCACAGUGACAAAGUCAGACUUAUAAGAAAACCUAUCAAAAUCAAAGGACAACCGGACCAAUACAUAGUUGAAAGGUUAGGAUGA
This is a messenger RNA of Cylicostephanus goldi, 480 nucleotides long. The record is from the annotation of a GenBank genome assembly. NCBI's taxonomy places the organism in Eukaryota, Metazoa, Nematoda, Chromadorea, Rhabditida, Strongylidae.